UAGGAGUUUCCUUAAAUGUUACUUCAUCAUAAGCCCCUUGCAAGGAAAACACUCUCACUGCCAAUGGUGAAGAAGAGCUGCUGGGAUAAAAGGAGCAAGACCUUUCUCCCUCCAGCCUUGCUGAAUGUUGGCCUUGCAACAGCUGACCAUUCUGGUCCAGAGAGAGAGACUGAGAUGGCCAUGGAUCGACUAGCCAGUGGAACACAGAGCAUCCCUAAUGACAUUCCUACCCAUGGUGAGGAUGCACAUUCUAAAGAGGAAGGCUUUGCUGUGGAUGAGGAGUCUGAUGGGGAAAAGAGUACCUGGGAGCUGUCCGAAGGAACACGCUGUCCACUCAAGCAACAGACCGCUGAUCUUUUUAAUGAGGACUGGGAUUUGGAGUUGAAAGCAGAUCAAGGGAAUCCUUAUGAUGCUGAUGACAUUCAGGGGAGCAUUUAUCAAGAGAUCAAACCUUGGGUGUGCUGUGCCCCACAAGGAGACAUGAUCUAUGAUCCCAGUUGGCACCACCCUCCUCCGCUGAUUCCCCAUUAUUCUAAGAUGGUCUUUGAAACAGGACAGUUUGAUGAUGCUGAAGAUUGAAUGUGGAGCUUUCUGCCUUGUAGUAGGUGGGUCCUGCAGGUUAAAGUCUCUCUUCCUAUCUUUGAGGUGAGAUGUCCUAUUUGAGACGAUGUUCUCAGUUAUUCCCAGGUCUGGACUGCACAGAUCUAUGUUAAAUAAGUUCCUCCUAUUGUUAAGUACGGUCCUACUGUUUCCCCUAGUUCUGCUGUUGUUGUUUUAAUGGACUCCUUCUUGGGAUGCGUGAAGUGUUUGUAUCUGCGUCUGCGUCAGGAAGAAGGGGUGUGUUCUUUAUAAAUAAAAAUAGGAA
This is a messenger RNA of Fukomys damarensis (Damara mole-rat), 865 nucleotides long. RefSeq names its product coordinator of PRMT5 and differentiation stimulator (gene Coprs). The coding region runs from base 16 to 579 and encodes 187 amino acids. The transcript has 5 exons. The record is from RefSeq and is a predicted model, not a curated record. Gene Ontology annotation, molecular function: histone binding. Lineage: Eukaryota; Metazoa; Chordata; Mammalia; Rodentia; Bathyergidae. Gene Ontology annotation, cellular component: nucleus.